UAUUACUUUAACAGAAACGACUUUAUAUUUUAUUGUCCUUGUGUAAAAACAGGAGAAAGAGAACCAGGCCCGGACUGGACUUCGGGAGGAGGACCACUGCCCUGCUGUUUGUUUGUUUUAUUUAUUUAUUUACUUACUAAUUUAUUCGUUAUUAUUUUAUAUUAUUGCAUGUCCGUUGUAUCCAAGUGAUCCUUAACGAAUUCGGCAUUUGAUAAUAAUAAUAAACCAUGAAUCUGUUAGUUUUGACUUGCAGCGCUACCAUUCUCCUCGGUUCCGGUUCCGGUUCUGAACAGAGUCAGUGCACAGAGAGAGAAUGGAGAGGAAGCGGCCCGGUGAAAUGACAGCAUUAUUUACUGUAUAGUUAUAAUACUAAGUCAUUUAGCAGACAAAUAUCAAACGUGCAGUACAUUUAGGGAGCCCUCCAUGUUGUUAUUUUAAAUGUUGAAGUAACAAAUACAACAAUACAACCAAACAACACUUUUCCAAGCUCUGAGUCAUAAAAGGUAAUCUCAUGUUCAAGAUCAUGAUUUUUCUUAAUAGAUAUUGUCAUGAUGUAGUUAGUACUGUACUAACAGAUAUUUAGGCGAUUUAGAAAAUUAUGUCUGCGCAUUAGUGAUGUGUCAUUCAUGAAAGAUUCGUUCAUUUGGAACGACUCUUUAAUAUGACUCUUGUACGAGUUGUCUCAGAGAGUGAUUCGUUCAUUUUUGACCGCGCAUGCACCGCAACAUCCGCAUAAGUUCUGUACCGGAAGCAGAAAUGAUUAGUUCACAUCUCGAGUCUUGGGGUGCGAGUAGUUCGUUGUUCCGGUGUUUUUUUUAUGGGAGACCAUACUGUGUGUAAUAAAUUGAAUUUUCAAGGAAAAAUAGGGUUGUCAGUGGUUUAAAAAUUUGUUGUGGGUCUAUUGGGUGGCCUGGAUGAGUGUGAGACUGAAAUUAUGUCCCAGUCCGGCCGUGAAGAAAACUGCGUCACGUCCCGGACCUGAAAUCAUCUUCCCUGUAAAGCUGUUGUUUAUCAGCUGUGUGUUAUAUAUUUUAUAUAACACAUAUUUUAUAUAUAAGUUUCUCUCUUUGAUUAACAUUCAGUGUUUGGGGAAUUUAGAUUUAUGUGUGGAACAAACAUAAUGUGUUUUAAGAUCUGGCUUCUACGGAAAAAGCCAUGAUUAUUUAUUUUUUUUCUGAGCUGUUAUCUCCAGAUCACAACUUAGUUUUCUUGAGAUGUCCCUACAAAAUGUUUUCUUUAACAUUUAUUUUACUUUUCAGUUCCACACAGCCAUCACCAAAAUAGUGGGACAGUACGGAGGGGACGUGGUGGUGAAAAAAAUAUGAUAUAGGAGGAACUUUUAUAUUAUCAUGCUUUUGCGUUGCGUUCUCUCUGUACAAACAGUACUUCCGGUUUAAUUUCUCUCUGGCAGCAGGCCAGUGGUUCAGACAUACCACGUUCACAGUGGAGCGGUUCGUAGAGUUUUAUUUUGAUCUUGGACUCAAAGAUAAAGAAAUAAAGUCAGUGGUUAGUUGAAGGUUUUCACAGUGGAGUUAAGCACCAGCUCAUCCUGAAUUCUCGGUUAUUAGCCGCACGUCAUUUUUAGUUGCGCAGCUUUUAGACACUUAGCGGUAACAGCACCGAAAGCGGAAAACGAGCUCCUACACAACCAAAACAACUUCACUUUAAAUACACAACAGUCAUUUUAAAUAAAUAAGAAACAAAACCAACACACAAGAGGGUUCAUUUUUAUAUUUAUGCUUUUACAUUUAAAAAAUGAGCAAAAUUGAUUAAGUUUAAAGAGAUGCUAUAAAGCAUUAAGCCAAAUAAAAAUUCAUUUUUACUAAAAACAUGAUUUAAGAAAUAUUAUUAUCCAUCCAUCCAUCCAUCUUCUAUGCUGCAAGGUGGGGUACACCCUGGAUGGGGUGCCAAUCCAUCACAGGGCACAAUCACACACACAUUCCCAUUCACACACCCCCAUUCACACACCCAUUCAUACACUGUGGACACUUUGGACUUGCAAAUCAGCCUACCAGGUACUCAGGUACUCUAGCAUGGAAAUUACUGCCAAAUGUGUCUCCAUGGGUUCUCUCUACUGUAGAAAAGGGUUCUAUGGUACCACAGGAGUCAACACAGAGCAGAGCCCAAUGUUAGCGCAGGAAGUAAGAUCCCUCUUGGUCAAAGGGGCCAUUGAACAUGUACCCCGUUCCCUGUGGGAGGGAGGUUUUUACAGACGUUAUUUUCUGGUCGGCAAAAAAACAUGGGAGAAUGUGGCCAAUUUUAGAUCUGCGUCAUCUGAACUGUACUCUGUGGACAUACAGGUUCAAGAUGCUGACACCCACACUUAUCGUUCCACAGAUUCAGUUUGCGGACUGGUUUGUGACGAUAGAUCUAAAAGAUGUAUAUUUCCACAUAUAUUGCCCUGUCACAGGAGGUUCCUGAGGUUUGCGUUUGGAGGCAAUGCGUACCAAUAUCGGGUUCUUUCCUUCAGGCUAGCUUUAUCCCCUUACACCUUCACAAAGUGCAUGGAUGUCAUUCUGGCUCCAUUGUGACUCCAGGGCAUCCUUGUACUAAACUACCCGGACGACCGGUUAAUUCUAGCAUGGUCCAGGGAACUGGCGAUUCAACAUCGAGAUGUUGUUCUCGCCCACAUGAAGAGCUUGGGGCUCAGGUUGAACCUCAAGAAAAGUAUGCUUUCUCCAGUGCAGUGGACAACUUUUCUAGAGGUUAUAAGGAUUCUACUACAUUGAGGGCGUUUCUAUCCCCAACAUGCGUAGGGUAAAUCCUGUCAUCAUUGAGCAAGAUAAAGCUGGAUCUCGGCAUCCCCUCCAGUCUCUACGAGAGACUGUUAAGGUGUAUGGCAGCAGCAGCUAACAUCAUACUGUUGGGCCUAUUGCACAGGAUAUUGCACGGGGGUUUCAUCUGAGGACGACAUCUCUGUGAGUAAGCAGUGUCACGCGGUGAUGCCUAUGUGCUCUGAGAAUUUGGAGGUGUUCCCGGUUUCCAACCUUGGGUCACACUCUAGGGGUGUCUCCUUUUUGCAAGACGGUAAUGACAGAUACCUCUCUCACAGGCUGGGGCACGAUCGUAGAUGGCAGAACAGCUCACGGUCUCUGGAGCGGCCCUCAUCUGGAGUGGCAUAUAAAUCACCUAGAAAUGCGGGCCGUGUUUCUAGCAUCAUGUGUUAGUUGUGACAGCCAACACUGUUCUUGCAACUAAUUCUUCGCUGGGCAGAGGAAAAGUUUUUGUCAGUGAGUGCAAUGUAUAUUCUGGGCAACUGGAAUGUGGGGGCAGACAUCCGGUUGAGGCAGGGGCUGAGGCUCAAGAAUUGGAGGCUCCAUCCACAAAAUGGCAGAGUCCAUAUGACGGAGGUUUGGCCAAGCAGAAGUGGUUGUGUUCGCCUCCGAGGGGACAACGCAUUGCCCACUGUGGUUUGCCCUCACUCCUCCCACACCAUUGGGGUUGGAUGUCAUGGUGCACAUAUGGCCAAAGUCACAUCUGUACAUUUUUCCCAUGAUCGCUCUGCUCCCACAAGCUCUAGUGAGAGUUCGCCAAGUCUGUCUAUGUCAGCUGCUAGUAGCACCUUAUUAGCCAGCUCGAAUAUGGUUCUCAGAGAUAACAUCCCUGCUGGAGGGCACUCCUUGGGAGAUUCCCAUCCACAGGGAUCUACUGUCUCAAGCCAGAGGGCUGAUUUAUCACCCUCGGCCAGAACUAUGGAAACUGUGGGUCUGGUCCCUGCGGGGCACCAUCUCAUAGAUUCUGGUCUCGCAACUGACGUUGUAGAGACCAUGUUGAACACUAGUGCACCAUCCACGAGGAAGUUGCAUAUGCUGAAGUGGCGACUUUUUGUCUCGUGGUGUGAGGAACGUCAGCCAGACCCACUGAACUUCACAAUAGCUACAGUCCUGGAAUUCUUACAAAGAUGUUUCGCAGCAGCGUUGGCUCCUUCUACAUCAGGGUCUACGUGGCCACCCUUUUGGCCAACCACUCCCCUAUCGAUGGAGCCUCUGUGGAGCAGCAUCCUCUAACUUCGAGGUUUAUGCGUGGUGUCAGGCAGUUGAGGCCCAUCUGCAGACCAUGCAUACCUCCACACACACAAACACACAUACACACACACACAAGAUUUUGUUUUAGGAGCAGCAUUUUCUUUAGUUGAGAGAUGUGAAAGAUUUUUUCCCACAACUUUACCUGUAUGUUUGUUUUGUGUUUUCUACGAGGGUAAGUAAUUCCAGCAGAAGCGAUCAGCAUCUUCAGGACUCAGCUGUGUGUCCACGAGCUGUCUGUGUAUACACUAAUAUUCAAACAUGGAGACCCCUGACCUGGACACAGAUAAUGUGACUCCACCCUCAAAAAACCAUAAACUCCAGAGAAAGAGAUCAGACUCACCGGAACCCAGCUGUGUCUCCAUGAAGAGUGAUGCGUCUAUGGAGUCUCCAUGGUACUUUAAAAAUGGAAACCCCUCAUCUGUACACAGUGUUCUACAGAAGUCAAGAGACAGAAGAGAAAAGAACGUCAUCACAGCUACAGGACACGACCCAGAACCUGCUGCUGUAAAUGAAUUCCAGAAAAAGUUCAAAGUAAAUCUGAUGAAGAAAUUUCAGUGUUUAAAUGGAGUGAUGAUAAACUCGGAAAACCGAACGCUCCUGAAUGAGAUCUACACAGAGCUCUACAUCACAGAGGGAAACAGUGGAGACAUCAAUAAAGAACAUGAGGUGAGACAGAUCGAGGCAGCAUCCAGGAGAACAACAACAGAGGAAACACCAAUCAAAUGCAAUGAAAUCUUUAAGCCUUUAUCUGAUCAAGACAAACCCAUCAGAACUGUGCUGACAAAGCCCUUAUCUAAAAAAGACAAACCCAUCAGAACUGUGCUGAAAAAGCCCUUAUCUAAAAAAGACAAACCCAUCAGAACUGUGCUGACAAAGGGAGUCGCUGGCAUUGGAAAAACAGUCUCUGUGCAGAAGUUCAUUCUGGACUGGGCUGAAGGGAAAGCAAAUCAGGAUGUCCACCUCAUUUUUCCACUUCCUUUCAGAGAGCUGAAUUUGAUGAAGGACCAGAAACUGAGUCUGAUGGAUCUCCUUCAUGUCUGUUUUAAGGAGACAAAAGAAACAGAAAUGUCCAGUUUGGAAAAGGUUCUGUUCAUUUUUGAUGGAUUGGACGAGUAUAGUUUUCCUCUGGAUUUCCAGAACACAGAGAGAGUGUGUGAUGUAACUGAAUCAGCAUCAGUGCAUGUGCUGCUGAUAAACCUGAUCAAAGGGAAUCUGCUUCCCUCUGCUCUCAUCUGGAUCACCUCCCGACCCGCAGCAGCUGAUCAAAUCCCCUCUGAGUGUGUCCAUCGAGUCACAGAGGUACGAGGGUUCAAUGACCCACAAAAGGAGGAUUACUUCAGGAAGAGGAUCAGUGAUCAGAGCCUGGCCAAUAACAUCAUCACACACCUGAAGUCAUUAAGAAGUCUCUACAUCAUGUGCCACAUCCCAGUCUUCUGCUGGAUUUCAACCACUGUUCUAGAGAGAAUGUUGGAUGAAGCAGAGAAUGGAGAGAUCCCCAAGACUCUGACUCAAAUGUACACACAUUUCCUCAUCAUUCAGACAAACAUCAUAAGAGACAAGUACUCAAAGAAGCAGGAGAGUGAUGAAGAAAUGCUUCUCAAACUGGGACGACUGGCUUUUCAGCAGCUGAAGAAGGGCAACCUGAUCUUCUAUGAGGAAGACCUGAGAGGGUGUGGCAUUGAUGUGAGAGAAGCAGCAGUGUACUCAGGUGUGUGUACGCAGAUCUUCAGAGAAGAGUUUGGACUUCACCAGAGUAAAGUGUACUGCUUUGUUCAUCUGAGCAUUCAGGAGCAUCUCGCAGCUCUGUAUGUGCACCUGACAUUCAUGAUGGAAAAGAAAAAUGUUCUUAAUCAGUUCUCUGACCAGUUCACUGAAGAAAUUACAAUCUCAGCUGUCCACAAGAGUGCUGUAGAUCAGGCUUUAAAGAAUCAGUCUGGACAGCUGGAUCUUUUCCUCCGGUUUCUUCUGGGUCUCUCACUGGAGUCCAAUCAGAAACUCUUACAUACCUUAGUAACACAUACAGGAAGUAGCUCCCAGACAGGACAGAGGAACACAGUACAGUACAUUAAGAUGAAGAUUAAUGAAGAUCUUCCUACAGAAAAAUCCAUCAAUCUGUUCCACUGUCUGAAUGAACUGGGGGACAAUUCUCUAGUGGAGGAAAUCCAACACUACCUGAAAUCUGGAAAACAAAGUGAACUCUCUUCUUCACAGUGGUCUGCUCUGGUGUUUGUCUUACUGACAUCAGCAGAGGAACUGGAGGAAUUUGACCUGAAUAAAUAUUUCUCUACAGAUAAAAUAAGAGAGGAGAUUCUUGUGAAGGUGAUGCCUGUGAUUGCAGCAUCCAGAAAAGCAAUUAUCAGGUGUGAUACAAUUCAAGAACGUGGUUGGUCAGCUCUGGACUCAGUGCUCAGCUCAGAAACCUCCAAUCUGAGAGAACUGCAUCUGACUGUGGAUACACUGGAUCUGACUGGGAAUACACUGGAUCUGACUGAGAGUAAUCUAGGAGACUCAGGAGUGAAGUGUCUCUCUGCUCUACUGGAGAAUCCUCAUUGUAAAGUAAAAAAUGUGAAGUUGGAGUGUUGUGGUGUCUCAGAUGAAGGCUGUGCUGCUCUGGCUUCAGCUCUGAGAUCAAACCCCUCACACCUGAGAGAACUGGAGCUGUCUAUGAAUAAACUAGGAGACUCAGGAGUGAAGUGUUUCUCUGUUGUACUGGAGAAUCCUCACUGUAAUCUGGAGAUACUGAAGUUGUGUGAUUGUGAUAUCUCAGAUGAAGGCUGUACUGCUCUGGCUUCAGCGCUGAGAUCAAACCCCUCACACCUGAGAGAACUGCAGCUGUCUCUGAAUAAUGUAGGAGACUCAGGAGUGAAGUGUCUCUCUGCUGGACUGGAGAAUCCUCACUGUAAACUGGAGAUACUGAAGUUGGAGGAGUGUGAUAUCUCAGAUGAAGGUUGUGCUGCUCUGACUUCAGCUCUGAGAUCAAACCCCUCACACCUGAGAGAACUGGAUCUGUCUCUGAAUAAUCUAGGAGACUCAGGAGUGAAGUGUCUCUCUGCUGUACUGGAGAAUCCUCACUGUAAACUGGAGAUACUGAGGUUGAGUUAUUGUGGUGUCUCAGAUGAAGGCUGUACUGCUCUGGCUUCAGCUCUGAGAUCAAACCCCUCACACCUGAGAGAACUGCAUCUGUCUGGGAAUAAACUAGGAGACUCAGGAGUGAAGUGUCUCUCUGCUGGACUGGAGAAUCCUCACUGUAAACUGGAGAUACUGGGGUUGAGUUAUUGUGGUGUCUCGGAUGAAGGCUGUACUGCUCUGGCUUCAGCUCUGAGAUCAAACCCCUCACACCUGCGAGAACUGAAUCUGUCUGAGAAUAAAAUAGGAGACUCAGGAGUGAAGUGUCUCUCUGCUCUGAAGAAUGAUGAACAUUACAAACUACAGUCACUGGUAUUUGAAUAUUAAACGACACACAUCUGAUCACUGAGUAGAACGACCUGUGAUCCCUGGACAAAAUUUCCUCAAUCCCAAUGAAAACCUGAGGGAUUAUUUGGAACAGCAGGUGAAAAACCACACGAACUCCAGCUGGACCCAGUCAGUGGAAGACGGAGCUGAAAUGGACAGGAACAGUUUCAUGGCAUUGGUGGGAUUCUCACCUGACAGGAUUAGCAUCUGAGGAGUUUAUGUGAAGAAGCCCCUGGGAGACUCACUACAAGUUACAUUUAUCACUCUGUCCUUUAGCUGGUAUUUAAUAUAGUGUAGAUUUUUUGGUUCCAGGAUCAGAUCUAAUCUGUUCUUUAUUUUCUCUGAUAUCUGAUCCCCAUUUCUUUGCUAGUAUCAGCUGAUCAUACCCGGUAUUUGAUCAGUGCCAUCUCUAUUACUUAAGUAUACGCUAUUUGCAAUAUUUUGUGUAAUUGUGUCAGUCAAAUACAGUACAUUUUGAAGAAGUGAAUAUGUUGUAUCUUUGUAUUAGACUACAACUUGAGAAGAAUACAGUAAACACUCGGACGUAAAGUUAACUCGUGUUUUAACCAGAGCAAGAGAGAGAAACAUAUCAAUGCGCAUGGCUAAUUACCAAUCAGAAAUCAAUGCUAAAGGGAGUGAUUCCACUUAAAGAAAUAGAUCCACUCUAAACACUACAGUCUUUAGUUCUGCUGGAACAACCCUAGAUGGAAAAUGAUGGAAAGUGGGGAACGGACACAGAGCUUAUGUUGAACUUCAGGUUAUAAACCACAAUAAUGCCUCCACCUCCGCCAGAUAACCUCGGGAGAGUUAAUACUCCAAAUCCCGCUGGAGUGAUCUGUUUAAACAGAAUCAUUUUCUUUAUGCCAGGUUUCGGUUACGAACAACAAGUCCAGCUUUUUAUCUGUAAGAAAAUCCGAUAAAAGCAGUGCCUUGUUAUUCACAGACCACGCAUUGAAUAAUGCGGCAUAAGCCAGGCUCUGAAGCGGCAGUGGUUUAAUCUCCAUGCGCGGAACCGAUAUUAAAUUACUGUGAUCAACACCAGUAUGGAACAGUUUGUUGCUCUUACGUCGACCGGUAAAGAUGUUAGGAGAGGAUGAGACAGCAAAACUGCGUCUCAAAUAUGGACAUAUGGUUUAGGACGUAGCAGUCCAGCGUCUCAACAGAGUUUGUAAGAGUCUUUGGCUAGACAAUAAUAGCUCUGUUUUAAAUUCAGAAGCUGGCGUGUAGUGUACCUUAAGGCCAUGGUCAUUAAGUGCACACUCACAGCCGGACCGAGGUGUUGAUACUCCGGAGCGUACUAUGAGCACAAAGUCGUACAAUCCUCAUACUCUGCCCGACUGAGGCGUUGAUUCCCCGUUGCAUGCUGCAGGUUAUUCCAGGUGGAACACAGGAGUGAAAACAACCAUGGGCAUAACCACACAUUCUUUGUCGUGUCGGGUCGUGUCCCCCCCAAUGUUGAGGAAAUACCAAUCUGUCCCCCCAAUAUACAGGAGAAAAUAUUUUCUAUGUCGCCCUUUAAUGAACCCUGCCAACGUAUCUGUCUUUUCUUCAUCUAUUCUAUUUAUUUAUGUCUAUUCCUUUUUAAUAUAUUUCCAAUUGUACACUUGGUUGCGCCCAUACUCAACGCAAGUUCGUUGAUAUAUUUUAGCAGCUCAGUCUGUAAGAAAUGGAGACAGCAGCCAAGUGUAGAAAAGUGCAACAGAACAUACAAGCUUUUUUCAGAGAGUAAGUAACUAGAUACCUAAAUAGUAGGUAACCUUAGCUUAGUAUAGAAGGCAUCAUACCAUGGCUUGGUUUGUUCUGAAGAGCGUCAAUUAACUUUUGAUAUUUUCACACCCAGGAAGUAGGCUAGGCUAACGUCAGUUCCAGUUUUUGACCAUUAAUGUUACAUUCACUUGCAUAUCCUCCUGCCGAGUUCGUUGUGAACCCUCACGUUGUGACAAACUGUUAUAAUUGCGAGUGAAAGUGAGGAAAGUUGCACAGCAUUUUGUUCAUUUACACUACAUUUGGGCUAAGGACAACUAAGUGAUUUUACAAAUAUAAGGCUCAGCAUAAUGCUGAGAUGUGCUAGCUUGGCAACGAGAGAUAGGGAACUAUCGUCUGAGUUGUGGCCAUAUUGCAGUUAUCCAUUCAGAACUAGUUAUGGGAGUUUGUCUUUAGAAUUAAGAAAAGAAAACUCUGGUACCCUUUACAUAGCUAACAUUUCAGGUUACCACUAUAUAUUGUUGUACACUUUGUACACUUAUUACAUAGCAAGCUAAACAGCAUGAUGACAUUAACAUAAUAAAUGACACCAGUUACACAAACAGAAUAUCCAGUUUAUCAAAUUAAAAUAAUCAUCUAAGUCAGUCAUUGCUCUUCUGGGAAAAUAAUGGUACCUGGUCACAAUGCAGGCAGCACAGCAUUGCUUAGAAGCAUCCGUGGGGAAAUUGUAUUUACAACAUACAGUAUCUCAUAAAAGUGAGUACACCCCUCACAUUUUUGUAAAUAUUUGGUUAUAUCUUUUAAUGUGACAACACUGAAGAAAUGACACUUUGCUACAAUGUAAAGUAGUGAGUGUACAGCUUGUAUCACAGUGUAAAUUUGCUUUUCCCUCAAAAUAACUCAACACACAGCCAUUAAUGUCUAAACCGCUGGCAACAAAAGUGAGUACACCCCUAAGUGAAAAUGUCCAAAUUGGGCCCAAUUAGCCAUUUUCCCUCCCCGGUGUCAUGUGACUUGUUAGUGUUACAAGGUCUCAGGUGUGAAUGGGGAGCAGGUGUGUUAAAUUUGGUGUCAUCGCUCUCACACUCCCUCAUACUGGUCACUGGAAGUUCAACAUGGCACCUCAUGGCAAAGAACUCUCUGAGGAUCUGAAAAAAAGAAUUGUUGCUCUACAUAAAGAUGGCCUAGGCUAUAAGGCUAUGGCCCAAUGUCCAUACCAUGGUUACGAACUUGACCACCAGUACAGUACAGUACCAUCUAGGAGGUCAGAUUUUGACUGCCCCGUAUGCCUUAAGGUAGUGGUCACCAAACCUGUUCAAUAAAAACAGCAUUUUGCUAUUUUUGCUAAGACUAACCCUGGGUUUUAUAUGGCACAAUAAGUUAUAUGUGUAAUAAAAAGGUAUAUCAUUAAUAAUAUAUAUGCUAUAAAAAAAUAAACAAAUACUUUAUGCAUACUGUAUCCUAACACUGCAAUAAACUAGAUAUCCUGUGUAGUAGAAGAUUAUACACUUAGUAGAAUCUUAUACAGUUGCCCAGGUCAUGCACUUUUUAGACGGUCUCUUAUUGACUCCGUUACUAUAAAGCGCGGAUGACCUGCGUUUCCGAAAAAUUGGCUUCCACGGGCUUUAACCUGUGUUCGUAGUAGUAAGCCCAAGUGGUGAGAAAAUGUAUAGCCUACAGCUAAAUAGUGAAAUUAAAUAAUGCACUUAUCAGUGUCUCAGGGUUAAACUGAACUCACUAAGGUCUUAAAAUGAUAGAAAGGAACUGUUGCGUGUGCUUGCUGAUUUUUUUUCUGAAGUUCACAGAAAGCAAGUGAGUUUUUGAUCAACUACAGGUAGUGAGGUUUGUGACGUGUUUAAAACGUCACCAUUAUUAAAUACGUGGCCAAUGAGCUAUCUCCCUACCAUAGUAUAUAAGCUUGUUGUUUAUGCCUCAUGGAGUGUGUCAUGGUCAAAAAUCAGCCCCUUCCUUUCGUUGCUAUGGACUACGGAGGAAUGUGUUUUUAGCUGUUUGAUGUUAGUGUUGUCCAGUCAUAUCAUGCGAUGUACUUCUUUAUUGUGACGUUGGGCUAUCGUGUGUGUGUGUGUGUGUGUGCUGCUCACUCUCAGUGCGGUGUGCCAUCAGGGCUCCCCCCUGUGCAGCAUGGCAGUUUAAGUAGCCCAGGUCGGAGUACCAACUGUUGCAGUUGUAGCUAUUAAAGAAGCUAUCAUAUGAUUUCUGUAAGUGCCGUCAUGAGUAUUAUGUCAUUGGGUCACUGUAGGUAAAUUGUUAUUUUUUUUAAUAAGAGCUAAAUGAUCUCCUAUGCUUCCCAAAUUGAAAUUGUAACAUGUUGGUAUUAUUUUUUGUUCCUUUGCUUUAUUUUUGUGGGCACAGCUUUGUGCUGGUUAUUGUCACUAGCUCAGUUUUCUUGAGUACGACUGUGUUGUAACAGUCUUUAUCAAUCGUGCUGAUACCACCAUGUAGUGAGUUUGGUCAGCUGUUGCUGUCGUACUUGCCUGCCCUUCAUACAGGAAGUCUCAGUCCUCCUAUGACGAUUAUUGUUAAUUCCUUCUUGUAUUUUUUAAUUCGACCAAUGACUGUUGAUUGUGUUGGUUUCUGGUUUUAAAUCAUUCUUGGCCAGUUUUUUUUCUUAGCUUUAGUAAAAAAUAUUUUUGUAUGGAAACCCAUGCCUCUUGCCUUUUCUAAGUGGAUUAUAGUUGUGUGCCUUUAUUUGGGUUGUUUUCCCCGCUUCCUCAGGGUGACGUAGUCAUUACAAGCGAGUCACUUGCUACAUACAUUUCAAUGCAGCAUUCACGUGGCAGUGGAGGGUGUGGUCAAGCUGUGACAGAGAUGUAGACUGGGGUUCUACAAGUCAUUUCACUCCAUCAGCGCUGUGUAUCAUUUAUCAUUCAUCUUUAUUAAGUGCUUUAUCCUGGUCAGGGUCAUGGUGGACCUGGAGACUAUUCCUGGAAAACUUUUGAACAAUUGUAUAAUUCACAAUAAACUUAUCAAUGCCCUCUUCGGUCCCAAUGGACCUGUACAUUGUCUUCCCAUAAGCGGCAAGGAAUUCCCAGGGAUCUAUGAGCCUACAGUAUGACAGCUCCCACCACUCACAUGCUCCCUCCAGACAGGGCAUGAAAUACAAGCACAUGGCAUUGUGGAGUGUAAAUUAUGAGGCACCAGUAAGGAGGGUGACGUCAUAAAUGUCAAACAUUGAGUUGUACAAAUAUACAGCCACUGCAAGGUGCUAAAGGAAACAGGAAGCCCUUGAAACCCCUUACCCUUGGUCUUGUGGCCCUCAUCAGUGUUGCUGUAACAUUAGCAUACUGCUCACUUAAUAUUUCAUAUGAGACCACUUUAUUGUGAUCUGUUGAGCAAGAAUACACAGGGUUAAAUGCAGAUGUACAUAAAAACUACAUUUAUAAUAAUGUAUGUAUAAUUCCUGUAUAAUAAAAUUCUUGUAUAUAAAAUGUAUAAUAAUUCUUCCAUUCCUCUCAAACUCUUCCAGGUGGUACGUAGAAUGUUGCUGUGACUUUGUAAUUUUGCUCAUUUCAAGUAUUUAGAUAUAGAAUAAAAGAGAUCUGCCAUUGAAAUAAUAAUCCUUAUGUUUGUUUUAUAAAACUCUUAUAAUGGGACAUAUUACACUAAUUUUCCUCUCUAAAAUGUCUGCACUUACUAAGAUCAUAAAGCUGUGAUUAGAAAAGAAAAGAAAAGAAAAAACCCUGUCCUUCUGUUAUGUACUCCAAC
This is a messenger RNA of Ictalurus furcatus (blue catfish), 12908 nucleotides long. Its product is annotated as NACHT, LRR and PYD domains-containing protein 12-like. Gene Ontology annotation, molecular function: protein binding. The coding region runs from base 4284 to 7478 and encodes 1064 amino acids. NCBI's taxonomy places the organism in Eukaryota, Metazoa, Chordata, Actinopteri, Siluriformes, Ictaluridae. The transcript has 11 exons. The record is from RefSeq and is a predicted model, not a curated record.